Messenger RNA from Paramacrobiotus metropolitanus, 2682 nucleotides. Its product is annotated as fibroblast growth factor receptor 3-like. The record is from RefSeq and is a predicted model, not a curated record. Gene Ontology annotation, molecular function: hydrolase activity, hydrolyzing O-glycosyl compounds; ATP binding; transmembrane receptor protein tyrosine kinase activity. Gene Ontology annotation, biological process: cell surface receptor protein tyrosine kinase signaling pathway; positive regulation of kinase activity; multicellular organism development. NCBI's taxonomy places the organism in Eukaryota, Metazoa, Tardigrada, Eutardigrada, Parachela, Macrobiotidae. Gene Ontology annotation, cellular component: signaling receptor complex. The transcript has 7 exons. Bases 226 to 2301 code for a protein of 691 amino acids.
GCAUUAACCGGUUUCUGUGGUAUAGGGAUCCUUCUCACAAGUCAACCGUUGACUUUGUAUAUCAAGGCAUAAAGCUACAAAAAACAGCAGUAGCUGUAUUUGUUUGCUGUAAAUGCCUAGCAGCUAUAUAACGCUGGAUGCGACAGCCGCAAUACACGUCUAUGUGAAAAUUUUAACAUUACUGAACCAUUUUUUGGUAAACAACAAAAAGCUUAGUGUAAAGGAAUGCGAAGAAUGCAUAAGCGGUUUGCGAUGCUCUGUGUCUUUGUCGCUGUUCGCCUCGUCCGUGGUGACUUGAUUGAAAUAUUUCGAGAUGACUUCAACGACGACGUUCUGAACGAUGCCCUGUGGAUUAAACCACCACCCAUAGAAAUUCAGGGGAAUCUGUAUGAACCGGACAAUCUGCAUCUGCGAAACGGUCAACUGGUGCUGGGCACGGGCAGCCGACACAACGGAUCUGCGUUCAGACUGACGGGGACGCGGAUCAGCACGGGGAGCAAGUUCAACUUCACCUACGGGGAAAUGACCCUACGCGCCAAACUGCCCGUUCCCAGCAAUCAUCUAGCCACAUCGAUGAUCUUGCUGCAUCCAUGUAAGGACACUCCACAGCAUAACUGCACCGACGACGAAUUGGUACCCAUACCCGGGUUAGAGGGCAUAUCCGUUGCUACGCAUUUUCUUACCAGUAGGACCAUACAUAAGGAUGCCGCCGGUAACAGGAACCUCACCAGCGACCAUGUGCACAUUGAUGCGGAUCUUUCCGCGGAUUACCAUCUUUUUAAGCUGGUGUGGACGCGCGAAUUCCUGGGCUGGUUCGUCGACGACCAGCUAGUUAUCAAUGCCACCGUGCCCGGGCUGUCCACGUGGCCCAGGUUGUUCAUCGUGGUCGGACUGAUGAACGAGAUACUGUAUUCCGCGCCAGAGAACUUCCCCUACCAAGAAAACGCGGCGCCCUACCAAGAACUGCUAAUAGAUUACAUCUCGGUCCUUCAGUUCUCCAACACAACUCGGUCGAAUACUGGGAUUGCUUCAGGGAUGGUUUUAAGCAGCAUCGUACCGGUGAUCUUUGUCGUAUUGGCCUUGGCCCUCCUGUGGAUCCUUGUCAAACGGAAGCGAGCGAAGCACGGAAACAUGAAGAAAACUGCUAGUGUGGCCAACGUCCUGCAAAUGGCGAGCAGUGUGUUAUCCAGCUUAAGUGCGUACUCGCCUUUUCACGCACAGACAUCCACUUUCCAAGCGGAAUCUGCGCAAUGCGUUCAGUGUCUGGAGAUUCCUUUAGCCAGAGUGCAAUUAGUACACGGAACUCUCAGCGAAAGCGCAAGCUGUAUCGUGCAAAAAGGAUUUGUGGAAGGCUUGUACGGGGAAUGCAGUCUAACGGCUGCGGCGGUUAAACGUUCGGCAGCCCCCAGCAGCCAGCUGCGGCAACUGCGCGAGGAAGCGGAAAUUAUGGCAGCUAUUGGUCAACACAUGAACAUUAUUGCUCUGCUGGGAGUUAUCCUAAAAGGCAAACCGCUGUUGCUGUACGAAUGGGCGGAGUUUGGAACGCUUUCCAAUUACUUGAAAACACAUCGCGACGUCUGGUUCUACAAUCACAUCGAUCUGACCGGAGAGCUGUUGCCAUUCAACCAGGAAAUAGCCGACGAACGGCAGAGCGCUGCACUCCGAACUCCACCGGAAUUUGGUCUCAAUGGACACGAUCGGCUGCUUCUGUCCACGCGCAUUCUGCUACGCUUCGCUCAGCACAUCGCGCAAGGCCUGGAAUACCUCCACACUCGCUCCAUCAUCCACCGCGAUUUAUCGGCAGACAAUGUCUUGAUUUGCGGCGGACAAGUGGCCAAAAUUGGGGGAUUCGGAAUGGCAAAGCGUGCAACGGAGUAUAUCGCACUUAAUACUCAGGAAACGCUUAACACUCGCUGGUUGGCUCCAGAAUCGAUUAAGGAAAAGCGAUUUUCACCGAAUUCGGAUGUGUGGUCAGUGGGCGUGGUCCUGUGGGAAUUAUUCAGCGUGGGCAGCUCUCCGUACGCCGAUGCUGAAGUGGAUCUGUCUGAUGAAUUUGCUUUGUGGGCGUUGCUGAAAAACGGGUUGCGUUUGGAGAGACCGGCAGCGUGUCCUAGUUUUGUGCACUCUUUAAUGCGUGACUGUUGGAUGUGGACGCCAGAGGAACGAACGGACGCUGGUCGGUUAGCGGCGGCGCUGCGGAGCGUCAAUGAUAACACUGCCGACCAGGCGUACCUUCGUCUCGACUACUGGAACGCUGAUGCUUCGGAUGCAUGUCAACAAGAUUCGGCUGUAACCCCGUGACCUUGUAUCUACAAUUCGGGACUAACGUUUUCUAAUUAGUUGCUCAGACACGUUUCUUUAAUAAGCACUAUUAGAGCAUCGGCACUCCUUUCGUGAGUUUCGCUCACAACAAAACUGUCAUUUGCCAUAAACUGAUGGAGAUUUUUGGUAGAAUAAGCAACUGCAGUUCAGUAGAGAUUUGAUUACGGUGCGCCAAAUGGCUGCCAUUACAGGUUUUGUUUCUACGCAGAUAGGCACGAAUUAAUGAGUCCAAUCGUCGUUCAAGGAUUUCAAUAUAUGACCUUUAGACGUGUCGCAAACUGAUAGGCAACCUGCGAUUAACUGCAGAACGUCCCCGUCGACUGCUGUUCGCGCAGUCUGCGCAGCGACCCCACAGAGAGA